Messenger RNA from Pocillopora verrucosa, 1869 nucleotides. RefSeq names its product cilia- and flagella-associated protein 184. NCBI's taxonomy places the organism in Eukaryota, Metazoa, Cnidaria, Anthozoa, Scleractinia, Pocilloporidae. Gene Ontology annotation, cellular component: axoneme; ciliary basal body. Gene Ontology annotation, biological process: cilium assembly. The record is from RefSeq and is a predicted model, not a curated record.
CCUACAAGAAAAAUAUGGCGGAUCAAGAGCAAGUUACCCUAGAAAAUGCUCCGGCUACAGAAGACAUUCUCAGUUCUCAGGGUGAAGUUACAGAAACCAAAGAUACAGAUAACGAACCAGAGAACCCUUCCUCAGGAGACACUGUAGCUGGAGAGGCACCCUCACAACCGGCUAAUGAGUUACCACAGGAGGGAGGCAGUGCAGAGGAGACUUCAGCUGAUGCUGCAGCAGCAGAUGAGACAAAUCAGGUGCAAGAGGAAGGGGAAAGCAAAGAAAAAGAAGAUGUGAUAGAAAAUCCAAGUCAAAUUGAGGAGAGACAGGAUCAUAUUGAGCUUGAAAAGUUUGAAGAAGAACAGGAUGAAAAUGCUCCAUUACCAGAGAAUGAAGGCAUUCCAGAGACUGAUGAUGGUCCUACUGUGGAGGUAGCUCAGCCACUGUCCAGAGAGGGAACACCCACUGGACAGAGGACAAUCAUGGAGGAAAAUGGUAAGGAGGAGCCUGAUGCUUUUUCAACCCCUCCUCCUCCAGUGCCACAGUCUCCAGAACCAACAACUGACAUGGAACAGAUGGAUACAUAUAUUGAGUCAGAUGCCAUGCAAUAUGAUGAGAUGGAGUAUGAUGAUGAGUCUGAACCAGAGAUUCCUAUCUACAACAGAGCAGAACUUAUUGAACGUUACCAGCAAGCGUUGGAGGAAAGAUCUGCUUUGCAAUCAUUGAAUGCCCAGCUUCAACACAAGCUGGCUGAAUAUUUCAAAAAGAAAAAGAGUGAUGAGCGACAGCAGGAGAUAGAAAAGAAUGUGACAGAUCAGGAACAAAGAUACCUCAAAUAUAUGUCAAAUCUUGAAGAACUCCAAGAUGAAGAAAGACGAGAAACCAAAAAUUAUGAGGAUCAGAUUGAAGAUUUAAAAGCAAAAUGCCAGGAGAGGCAAGAAAUUGUGAACCAAGCCAGUGACAACUUUAUGAUGUUUAAGAGUGAUGUUGCAAAACAGGCAAUCAACAGUCGAUCUGGAAAACCAAUUCCUCCCAAGGAUCUUGAACAAUACCAGAUGUUAGAACUUAAAAAGGAACAAGAAGUUAUGCAGGUGCGACUGGAGAACAUAAAGCUGAAAAACCGGCUGAAAAAGAGGGAGAUGCAAUUAAAAGCUAAGGAGGAGCUAGCGGAAGGAUUGCACUUAAUUGACUUUGAGCAGCUCAAGAUUGAAAACCAGACCUAUAAUGAAAAGAUUGAAGAACGAAAUGAGGAGCUUUUGAAACUUCGCAAGAAGAUCACAACUACAGUGCAAGUCCUAACGCAUCUGAAGGAAAAGUUGCAGUUUGUACAGGCAGAGAACAGUGAUCAAAGAAACAUUCUUAGAUCAGUCGAGGCACACGCUGCACAGAAAAGAGAUAUAUUAACAAGAACAAAACAAGUCAGGGAUGCACUGAGAAUAGAAAAUGUCAAGCUUAGACAAAAGUGUGGACUCCUUGGAAACGAGCCGCUGCUCAGAGACUACGAGCAACGGAAAGAACAGAGCGAUGAUCUACGAGCGAAAAUUGAUCGUCUGAAGAUGGAUCAUGCUGAACUGACUAUGGACUGCAGUGGAAUACGAACGAAAAUUGAAGGAGCUAGACAAGACGAAAAAUCGCUUUAGCUUUGUAUGUAAAUAUAUUGACAGCGCCAUUGUACAUAACACAGUUUUAAUGUAAAUUUAAUCAAAUUCGGUGACUUGUCGGUGUCUGUCUGACGUCAGCCCAGUUAAAUUUAAAUUGGUAUCGUACGUACAGAAGUAAGUAAUAUUACUAACUUUUUCAUCGUCGUAAAUUGAUGUUUGUUAUUAUCCAACUCUACUACACCAAACAAUGUCACAAUGUGAAAAAUAAAAAAUCUAU